UAGAGUAGACGUCAAUACACCGAGCGAAAGCUGUUCACCGCAGAGUGCUGCAGCUGGCUGGUGCCAGUCCAGUUCUCUGCUCACUUCGCGUUUCACCAGUUUUCUCUCUCCUUUUUUAUCAACUCCCAUUUCCCAUUUCACAUUUUUGCUCGUUAUUUCUCUCUCGCAGUUUCUUUCUCCAUUCGGAGUGAUGAUAUUUUUGCGUCACGCGAUUUUGUCAAGGAACAGGGUCUUCUCGGAUUGUUUCGACGAGCUUAUCGCAUCGAUAUAUCGCAGGCGUUUAUUCUGGAAUAAGUGGGAAUUGUAUGAGGUGAAUAAACAAAAUUUAUUCCUACUGAAUUACAAUUACGUACCGUAAUAAGUGUGUCAACAAUUGGGGACGUCAGGGUGCCGAGUAAUUCGAAAAUUGGGUUAUUACAGUUGGCAGGAUGGGAUUGAAUGAUUUGAUUUACUGGUAUCAGAAAAAAAUAGGCACCUACGAUAAACAACAAUGGGAGAAAACAGUGGAGCAGAGAAUAUUCGGUGGCUUCAACAACGUCCCAAUGCGCACUGCAAAAUUAAAAACCGAAUUCAUCGACGUGGAUCUCGUUCGAGGCUCUUCGUUCCCCAAGGCAAAACCCAAGCAUGGAUUGAUUACAGUCACAUGGCUUGCGGUCAAGAGACUCGUAUUGUUGCCAUUCUACAGAAAUUGGUGGACACAACAGACGAGCGGAAGGAUCUUUUGUUUAUUUCUAUUGCUCUACAGUCUGCAGAUACUCAAUGUUGUUAUUUAUACGAAGGCCGGGGACCCCAGUGAAUCGAAUAUAGUAUCGAUGACUGAACUCUUGGUGCCAGCGGCGAUGAUGUUCGUCCUGUGCACCGUCCAUUCUCAAAUUGUUUCAACAAAUUCAGGGCCUGCUAUAGUCAAAGGACACAACAGGUCGAGGAUCAGGAGAUCGAGGCAUGGGAGGAGUCGAUCGGGAAAGUUGAGACCGAGGAGACCCAGCAAAGGGAAGAAUUCGGUUGAAACUGCGGGGGAAAACGUUGGGAAAUCGUACUCGGGGAUUCCUUCUGUAAGAUUUGCUAAGAAAGUUUGCAUUGACACAUCAGUAGCAUCACGAAGGCCCUCGGGAGGUCACCAGUCCGAGCCGACGGUUUCCACGCCCCGGUCUUUCUCUGACGAUAAAAUCGUUGAGAAAAUUAUUCCAUCGUCUUCCAGAGUGCCUCAGCCAGUGAUUAAUCAACCGCAAGAGCCACCAAAUCCAAACGUGAAUGAAAACGCGGAAAAUGUUGACACAAUCCAUCAGGAUGACGAUGGAUUUGAGAGCCUCAAUGGAAAUGUCUCCAGCGAUAAUGAUCGCGCAACAGUGAGGCCACAAAUGACUGCAGAAGUUGAGAUUAAUAAAAAAUCAGAGAUCGGAGGAUCAGAGAGCAGUGAUGAGCGUGUAACCAAUGCUGGAGAAAUCCACCGAAAAAGUGAUAUGAAUUUAGAUAAGAGUAAAGAUAAUAGUGACCAGUCAACGAAAAAUGACGUGGGGAAACUGACGAAAGAGUACCAGUGCGAGAGCGAGGAGGAGGGCGAGUGCGAGGAGGCUGGCACCAAUCAGUUGACAGAGGCAACGACUUCUGCUACUGAGUGGAUGGGUGUUACCACCAACAGCGAUGAGUGCAGCUACAGGUGGGAAAAAUUCCAUGAUGAAAAUCAUUUGCUUCGAAAGGGUCUCACGUCGCAAAAUUUCAGCUCUGAUCUCGACGAGUCCGAGCCGCACAGUGAUAAUAAUUUUGGGUAUGGUGAGUUUAUUGAGCAUCCGUUCUCCUGGGAGUUGGAGCUGCCACCUUCCAUUUUGCUGAGCUCCUGCUGUGCAACUUCUGAUCGAGUUUCCUGCACAUUGUGGACCCGUCGAGACAUAAAAAAGGCGGAACUAUCGGUGCUGGACAUAAGUUCAGCGAUAAUAGCGAGAGCUGAAUCUAUGCCUGAGAGUAUGGAUUAUUUUUACGGUGGACUCGUCCUCUCAAUCGUCCUCGCUAUUAUUCCUUCUAUAAGGAGGUUGAGCGAUCACUUUAGCUCGGAUUCUACGAAUAAUUCUACCGAAACAUAUGUGAAUGAUUUAGAACCGGUCGACUUCAGUACCUACACUGGUUUCAUUUGCAGAAUUAUUGAUGUGGCCUUCGGGAGUAUUCUUUGGGAAAGAGCAGUAGUUCUAAUACUUUCAUUCGAGAGACUAGUCCUCUCUUGCCUCCUAUUUUUCCUUCUCGCAGUGGCUGAAAGAACAUUCAAACAGAGGCUCCUCUACGCGAAGCUCUUUUCGCACUUGACGUCGUCCAGACGAGCGAGGAAAUCGGAUUUGCCGCAUUUCAGGCUCAACAAAGUGAGAAAUAUCAAGACUUGGCUCAGUGUGAGAUCCUAUCUAAAGAGGAGAGGGCCUCAGAGGUCUGUUGACGUCAUCGUGUCUGCGGCGUUUAUCGUCACUCUGCUGUUGCUCUCGUUUGUGAGCUUAGAGCUUAUCAAAGACUUGGGGAGUCUACACUCGAGAUCAAACAUCGAAGCGCUUAUCUGGAGCUUUGUCCUUGGAAUAUACCUCUUGAGAUUCAUGACACUUGGGACUAAAAUCAAUAAGAAGUAUCGUAAUCUCUCUGUGCUCAUCACUGAGCAGAUAAAUCUGUAUCUCCAAAUAGAACAGAAACCCCACAAGAAAGAGGAGCUCACAGUGGCAAAUAGUGUUCUAAAGCUGGCAGCUGACUUAAUAAAGGAAUUGGAGAGUCCCUUCAAGAUCUCCGGCCUCUCAGCAAAUCCGUACUUAUACACAAUAACUAAAGUCGUGCUUCUCUCAGCCCUGUCAGGAGUGCUCUCAGAGCUCCUAGGAUUCAAACUCAAACUCCACAAAAUAUCAAUCAAGUAGUUGCAAACUGUGGUAAUUACACAGUGAUUCGUCAAUGAAAAAAAUGAAAACUCGACUUUUUCUCAUUCUUUGAGUAUAAAAAAUGACUGCUAAAAUCAUCACGAUAGCGACAAUCUCCUACAACUUUCAGAUUUCACGGCGGUCUCCCCUUACUUCAAAUAAAUCAUUUCUCUGGGUGUAUUAUUCAUUCCUCCCACCGAGGGCCAUAUUUUACAAUCAUAGCGAAUUCCAAUCGAAAGUAUGAAAUCUGUACAAAUUAACGUAUUCAAUUAGAAAUUAAUUAUUUUUGGCAAUGAGAGGAUUAUAAACAGCACUCAUGUUCACAUGUCCUCGAUUGCACUCGAACGAUAUCCAUUGCGUCCUACUUACUUCGAAUUUUUCUCAAGAAAUGUUGUAUCGUUAAACCAAUGGUUGUAAAUGAGAUGAUGUACAUGAAACUGCAGAUUAUAAAGAUAACUGAUGUGAUUAAAAAUAUUUGAUCAAG
This is a messenger RNA of Diachasma alloeum, 3363 nucleotides long. It is a transcript of the gene phtf, whose product is annotated as putative homeodomain transcription factor. The record is from RefSeq and is a predicted model, not a curated record. The transcript is spliced from 13 exons. Bases 429 to 2879 code for a protein of 816 amino acids. NCBI's taxonomy places the organism in Eukaryota, Metazoa, Arthropoda, Insecta, Hymenoptera, Braconidae. Gene Ontology annotation, cellular component: endoplasmic reticulum.